Messenger RNA from Rubroshorea leprosula, 1813 nucleotides. NCBI's taxonomy places the organism in Eukaryota, Viridiplantae, Streptophyta, Magnoliopsida, Malvales, Dipterocarpaceae. The record is from the annotation of a GenBank genome assembly.
AUCAACAGUAGAAAGAUGAAAUUUCAGGGUUUGCCAAAAGAGAUGGAAAAGAACGAGAACAGGAAAGGGAGAGGGGGAAAUGGAAAAGAGAAAAGGGGAAAAAAAGCAGAUGUGGAAUCUCAAUGCAAUAUCGGCAGAUCGAAAAUAAUGAAUGGGAGAAAAUUGAGGUUUUCAUGGGCGUCUGACCGCGGUGGUGCACUGGUGGCUCAGCCACGCACUCGAUCGGAGCGUAGUUCAUUGCCUCGAUUAGUGGGUUGUGGGCCAUCUGUUCGGUUCGGGACGGGUCAGGUCGGGUUCAUGGUGACUCGGGAACAAAGGAAUGCAACUCAUGUGAAUUGGGAACGAGGGAAGAUAAUGCUUCUACGGGUCCCACAAUACAUGUCAGGCCCAGCGUCAGUGAUGGGUGAUGGGUGCUGGGAAAGAAUGGUGGGUGCUUCUUCUCUGCAACCAAGGCUACUUUCUUCGUUUUUGGGUGACCAUUUGCUCCAGUCGAGACGACAUCCUCUCUCUCGACUGUUUGGCUACAAUUCAGGGAGGAAACAUGUUUCGAUGCAAUUAUCUAGAACACUUUCUGGCUUGACCAAUCUCUUAUUCAAUAGAAGGAGCAACUUAGAUGAGCUACCAAACAAGCAUAAACGUCUGAGGGCUGGAAAGAUUUCUCCUCGUCGGCCUGUUCCAAGUCAUAUACAAAAGCCGCCUUAUGUAAAUUCUAGAAUGGCACCUGGAAUUGCUACUGGACCUGAAGUGCAUGAUGACGAGGGGAUAGAGUGCAUGAGAGCUUCUGGAAGGCUUGCUGCACAGGUUCUCCAGUAUGCUGGUACUUUGGUCAAGCCAGGCUUAAAAACAGAUGAAAUUGACGAAGCAGUACAUCAAAUGAUUAUUGAUAAUGGAGCAUACCCCUCACCUCUUGGCUAUGGUGGGUUUCCUAAAAGUGUUUGCACAUCUGUGAAUGAAUGCAUUUGCCAUGGAAUACCAGAUUCUCGUCCACUCGAGGAUGGGGAUAUAAUCAAUAUUGAUGUUACAGUGUAUUUAAAUGGUUAUCAUGGUGACACAUCAGCAACUUUCUUUUGCGGAGCUGUUGAUGAGGAAACAAGGAACCUGGUUAAGGUAACCAAAGAAUGCUUAGACAAAGCAAUAUCAAUAUGUGCUCCCGGUGUAGAGUUAAAGAAAAUUGGGAAGACAAUUCAUGAUCAUGCAGAUAAAAAUCAUUAUGGUGUAGUGCGACAGUUUGUUGGCCAUGGGGUUGGACGUGUUUUCCAUGCUGACCCUGUUGUUCUGCAUUUCAGGAAUAAUGAUGGUGGUCGCAUGGUUCUGAAUCAAACCUUCACUAUUGAACCAAUGCUGACCAUUGGUAGCAUCAAUCCUGUAAUGUGGGAUGAUAACUGGACAGUGGUUACCGAAGAUGGAAGCUCAUCAGCGCAGUUCGAGCACACAAUUCUGAUAACCGAGGAUGGAGCUGAGAUACUGACCCAGUGUGAUGACUGAAAAUUUGAAGUUGUACCAUAAGCAGACCAUCCUCCCACAAUUUUUUUUAUCACCUAGAUUUCAUAAGCUUGCACCUCUCAAGUUUCGAACCAAAUAUGUCAUUGUUUCCUGGAGCACCAGUGAUUCCAUCUGUUAUACCUUUUUUUGUUCAUUUUUCUUAAAUGUUCUUGUCGGCAUGAAAAACAUUCUAAUGUGAAGCAGUGUAAAAGAAUAGUGAUGUAUCGUUUAUUCGUUCCAUGUAACCAUUGGAAAAUUAUAAGAACAUUCUUCAUCUUAUGGUGAUAUUAUAUCAUUACAUAUAAUUAGUGAAUAAUAAUUUCAUGUAUCU